Durio zibethinus is the source of this 1319-nucleotide messenger RNA. Lineage: Eukaryota; Viridiplantae; Streptophyta; Magnoliopsida; Malvales; Malvaceae. The record is from RefSeq and is a predicted model, not a curated record.
UUCAAGCUUUUUAAUAUUUUCUUUUCUAUUGAAAACUCUCUCGUUUUCUUCUUCUUCACUACAACCAGACCAACCCCAUAUAAAAUUUAGCAAGAAAUCUCCCCUUCAAUGGCGUCUCUGACCCCAAUUUACCAAUCCCACUUCCUUUUUAAAAGACCCAACUUUACGCCCCCUCCGCCUCCCAAUUUCUCUUCCAGUUUUAUCCCCAAGCAUUUUCCAUAUUCCAAAACUCAGUCUUUUAAACUUCCCAGGAUGGCUAUUAGGAACUACGUCGUAUCAGCCACGACGGCGGAGAAGCCACGGAAGAGGUACCCUGGAGAGGCUAAAGGGUUUGUGGAAGAGAUGAGGUUCGUGGCUAUGAAAUUGCAUACGAGAGAGCAGGCAAAGGAAGGAGAAAAGGAAGUGAAAGAGCCCGAAGAACGGCCCGUGGGGAAAUGGGAGCCCAGCGUUGAUGGUUACUUGAAGUUCCUUGUGGAUAGCAAGUUGGUUUAUGAUACCCUUGAAGGGAUUAUUGAUAAGGCUGCUUUUCCUAGCUAUGCUGAAUUCAGAAACACUGGAUUAGAAAGGUCUGAAAAAUUGGCAAAGGAUUUAUGGUGGUUCAAAGAGCAAGGUUAUGCCAUUCCAGAACCAUCUUCUCCUGGUGUUACCUAUGCCAAGUAUCUUAAAGAAUUAUCUGAGAAGGAUCCUCAAGCAUUCAUAUGCCAUUUCUACAACAUUUAUUUUGCCCACUCUGCUGGUGGUCGGAUGAUUGGGAAGAAGGUAGCUGAGAAGAUACUUGACAAGAAGGAGUUGGAAUUUUAUAAAUGGGAUGGUGACCUUUCCCAACUUUUGCAGACUGUCAGGGAUAAGCUGAAUAAAGUUUCCGAGGUAAUUUUCUUUGUAUUCUUGCAGAAUGCUCUUGUAAACUCCAUUGUGUGUAUGACUAACACCUAUAUUCAUCUCUGGAAGUUCAGAGAUGGACUAGAGAUGAGAAGAACCACUGUUUGGAAGAAACCGAGAAAUCAUUCAAUUAUUCUGGGGAAAUCCUUCGACUAAUAUUGUUAUAGCGUGCAUAACUGAAUUGUUGUUCUGCUCUUGUGUAAGUACAGGCGUAAGCCAAAAUAUGUCUGUUACUCUCGGUUAAACCCUGGCUUUUUCUUCUAUAAUUGUUUCGUUCAAAAACAAAAUGACUUUCAUUGUCCAUAUCACAAUUUGAAUAAAUCUAGAAUUAUGAAAUUAGGCUAAAAUAAUCUGAUACCAGCUUGACAGUUGACCCACUGGAAUGCCAUUAAUCUACUGUCCAAGUUCCAGAAAACAUUCCAACCGAAAAAAAAAAAAAA